AUGUCUGACGAAGAAGAAGUAUAUUCUGAUGAGGAAAUCAUCGAGGAAGAAGAAGUCGAGGAAUCGGAAGCCGCUGAAGCUGAGAAUGAUGACGAAAAUGAAGUUGAAGCUGAGGAAGAAGUUGCUCCAGUAGAAAAAAAAACUCGUCCACCACCUGUCCAAGAGGAGAAACCUCCAGCAGAGUUGACUGAAGCCGAGGCUGCUAUGUUGGCUGCCAAGAAGCGUCAUGAAGAAGAACAGGCUGCUAAGCUUCUUGAUUAUGAGCAGAGAAGAGUUCUCGAAAAGGAGAAGAUUGAAGAUGAACUUCGUGAAUUGAAAGAGAAACAAGAGCGUAGAAGAGCCGAGAGAGAAGCUGAAGAAAGAGAAUUCGCUGAGAGAAGACGUCAAGAUGAGGAAAGAAGACGCAAAGAGGAAGAAGACAGAAAAGCUAAAGUUGAAGCUGAGAAGAGUCGUAAGAAUGAAGAGAGGCUUCGUCGUCAGAACCUCAUGGCUGGUUCUUUCAAUGCUGCUCCUUCUGGAGCUGAAGGUGCCAGAAACUUUGUUGUAAACAAGAGCGAUCAAGCUCAUGAGUUUGCCAACUUGGGACAAAAAACAAAAUCAAGCAAGGUUGGUCCAUCAUCCGAACAACUUGCUGAGAUGAAGCGUGCUUUCUUGGCUGCUCUUUGUCGUCCAGUUGACAUUUCUGGAGCUCUUCCUAAUGAUUUGAAAGAAAAAAUCAAAACACUUCAUGCUCGCAUUGUCAGACUAGAAGCUGAGAAGUAUGACUUGGAGAAACGAUCUGAACGUCAAGAAUAUGACAGAAAAGAACUCGGAGAACGCCAGAAACAAGCUGCUCGUAAUAAGGCUCUCGCUAAGGGAUUGGAUGCUGAAGCAGCCACCGAAUCGGUGCAUCCUCCAAAGAUCACUGUUGCGUCCAAGUUCGAUCGUCAGAUUGACAGAAGAUCUUACACUGACAAGAAAACACUCUUCAACAGCCCUGUUGUCCAAAAGCAAUUUGCAUUGGCCCGUGGAACCGCCCGUCCACCUCCAGAGUGGGGACGCAAAGAUAACGAAGAGCUCGAGCAGAUCCGUAAGAACCUUGAACCUCCAAAAUAUGUAGAGCAAGUCAGAGCAGAAGGAGAUGUUGCCAGACCACCAGUCGAGCCAAUACCUCUUCAGAUCCCUCAACAUGAAUUUGAAGAUGUUAUCUCAGAAGCACCCGUAGAGUCUGCCGUCGAACCAGAAGCUGUUGAAGCUUAA
This is a messenger RNA of Auanema sp. JU1783, 1239 nucleotides long. The record is from the annotation of a GenBank genome assembly. Lineage: Eukaryota; Metazoa; Nematoda; Chromadorea; Rhabditida; Rhabditidae.